UCUUCUUACCCUACCUAUCUCCCUCUUUUCCUCUCUCUUCAAAACCAAAACCUCCUGAAAAGUGCAAUGGCUUAAGGCUCUUAUACUUUGCGAAGAUGAGUGUGGUUGAGCCUGGUUAUUUGGACGGGAUUGCGAACGGGGUGGUGAAUGGCUGUGACUUUUUCCCGGACUUGCUCAACAUUCUGGAUUUCCCGGAGGAGAGUUUGGAAGGAGAUGACUCCGUUGGCGAUUGGGAUGCUAGUAUGUUGCAGUGCCUCGGGCCAGUCCCUUCCGAUGCUUUGAUGGGGUUGUCCCCCGUGCACCAGGCCAAUGUCGACGAUGGCUCUUUGAGAACGGCGCUCAAGUCGAAGGCCUUUGUGGACAUCUCGCCUCUGCAAAAGGAUAAAUUGAAUUAUGUCCAAGAAAUCACUGGUGCGGCGCUUCUGUACCCGAGUAAAUAUUUUGAUGCCCAACAGCCCGGUGUGUUCCAGACGCAAAGCCCGGUUUCUGUCCUCGAGAGCAGCAUUUCCUGCUCAGGUGGAAAGACGGUGCUGAUCAAAUCUGACAUCACCAUUCCAGUACGAACCCGGUCCAAGCGGGCACGAUCAGCUGUCAAUCCCUGGAUUCUGAUCCCGCCUCUAUCUAAAAAGACUUGGAGCGGGAAAAAGAGAAGGGAGAGGAAUUCAGAGGUGUGCAACAACGGGGGGGCUACUUCAGAUCAUCACCCGUGCUCCUCCUCCUCCCUAGUUAAAAAAUGCACACAUUGUGAAGUUACGAAGACGCCACAAUGGAGAGAGGGACCAAUGGGGCCAAAGACUCUAUGCAACGCGUGCGGGGUUAGGUACCGCUCGGGACGGCUAUUCCCAGAGUACCGACCAGCAGCUAGUCCAACGUUUGUUCCGACGCUACACUCCAAUUCUCACAGGAAGGUCGUGGAAAUGAGAAGGAAAGCUAUUCAGGAAGAAGCGCCCGUUGUCGAGGAUUCUCUCAAGAAAGGUGCAGAGACGAGAUGUUCUGAUUUGCAGGAUCUCGAUUCUAUUAGCUGCCGUUGGUUCGCUCGCUCUAACACACUGAGAGGCUAGCAAGCACACUUCUAGUUAAGUUAGGGACUUAAAUCAGGUUUUUUCGUUCGCUUUUUAAACUAUUUGAUUAUCGUGUUCUUAAGGCAGAUCUCGUGCUAAUUGAUCAAGAAGUUGUGUACAAAACGAAAUGAAGUAAAAGGAUGGCAGAGCAAGGGAAGAAGAAGAUGGAACUAAUGGUAGAAGAACCUGAACCUGAACCUGUUCUAAUGGUGGAAAAUAUAAUUUUAUAAACCUUAUUAUUCUCUUAUUCAGAUUUCUUUUCCCAAGUUAGCUUCUAUGGGGUUAAUAUUGUUAUGGUGAUUCAGUUUCCCUUGUAGCUACAAUACACUACUAAUAGUAAUUUCUUUUAUUUAUAUA
This is a messenger RNA of Ipomoea triloba (trilobed morning glory), 1418 nucleotides long. RefSeq names its product GATA transcription factor 11-like. The record is from RefSeq and is a predicted model, not a curated record. The coding region runs from base 96 to 1061 and encodes 321 amino acids. The transcript has 3 exons. Gene Ontology annotation, biological process: regulation of DNA-templated transcription. NCBI's taxonomy places the organism in Eukaryota, Viridiplantae, Streptophyta, Magnoliopsida, Solanales, Convolvulaceae. Gene Ontology annotation, molecular function: sequence-specific DNA binding; zinc ion binding.